UCCCUACGAGCAAAAAAAAAUGAUGGGGCUUAAGAAUAUCAUUUUGGCAAUAUUUAUAAUUGCCAUAACCAUCAUCGUACUGAUUUCUACACUAUCCGUUAGCAACAACCAAAAAGAAACGCAUAUGCAUAGGCAAACGCUUCUGUCGAAAGAACCUCAUAGGGUGAGUCGUUUCCUAGCACAAAACGCGAAGAAUGGUCGCAACGCUAACGCUGCGGAUCACUGCAACAAGAACGAGGAGAUAUGCAAGAGUCAAGGAUCGGCCAACUCCACAAUGGCUUGUUGUAGCAAUAAGUGUCUUGAUGUGGCGUACGAUAACGAUAAUUGUGGCGCAUGUAAGAACCAAUGCAAGUUCACUCAGACUUGUUGUGGAGGAGAGUGCGUCUACUUGGCUUAUGAUAAGAGGCAUUGUGGAGAGUGUAACCAUCGCUGUUUGGUUGGUGACUUUUGUGUCUAUGGGUUGUGUAAUUACGCUUGA
Eruca vesicaria subsp. sativa (arugula) is the source of this 478-nucleotide messenger RNA. Lineage: Eukaryota; Viridiplantae; Streptophyta; Magnoliopsida; Brassicales; Brassicaceae. The record is from the annotation of a GenBank genome assembly.